UUACUACGGCGAAAGUUGGCGAAAAACAUGAAAAGUUAUCGAAUUGUUGAGAUACUUUUGAAGUAUGUAUAUUAAUUUCAUUCAUAACUAAAUCAAAUCGUCUAAAAAUAGCACAAAAUGAGCCUAAAUUACGUCUUCGCGUUUUUUUUUUCUUUCAAAGGUUAAUUAUAGAAUUUGAUUGCACUUUGUAAAGUCAACACACACAGGGCGCUAAAAAUAACCGGUUUGUUUUUCCCAAAAACGUAUCGUUUCGGAAUUCUGUGUCUGAAAGCGGAAAUUCGCCAAGUUUUGGCUCGUUGACGGCUUUGCCGAAUGUUUACCGAUACAAAAAUUGCGGCACUUGCGUAGCCACACGCCAGAUCCUGCCAAAAAUUCUACGUCUACGUGCUCCACGUUUCCAAUUCAUUUUUAAAAGCGGAAUUAUUUAGUUUUGUUGUUGCCGCUGCGGCUUCGCGCACAUUUCGCCGUCGCCGUCCGCAAAUAAUAGAAAUACCUAAAAACGUAUUCGUGUCGUAGACGCCACCGCCGCCGCCGCGGACCACCGCACUGACAAUGUCCGUUCGCGUGGCUCGCCGCGUAAAUAAUCGAAGAGCCGAUAAAUAAAAUCGAAAUCGACAAACAAAUAAUACGUAAUUACGUAACGUCGCGGCGUCGCUCGUGACGUCCGCGUGCAGUGUGUGUCCACGAAGUCAACGGGAAAAGUAUUCGCGGCGCGACUUGAUUCGGUGCCAGGAAAACUAUUUUUCAAAAAAAAAACCGUUUUGCAAUCAAUUCGGUGUGCGAGUUUUGUGCGAUGCGAGGACGAUAGCACUACAAUCAUGGAUCUGGUCACUGAAAUCGAAUCGAAAUCCAAUCACUUGCUCUUCAUUAUUCAUCGGAUGUUUGUUAAUUUGAGCGCGGACGUUGGUAACACGAUGAGUGCCAGUGAGCAGUUUUGUCCUGCGGAUUCAAAUGCUAUUUUAACAAACACCACAAGCAAUUCUUCGGCGGUGGAGGUACUUUUUGACUACGAUAAGAUGCACGAUUAUUUCCUCAUCUUUUUUUCGACGUUCGUGCUGCAUUUCAUUGUUAAUUUCGUGUUGGAAACCGUGCGGAAUUACAAAGUGCGCAGGGAGAAACCUGCUGUCAAUGGGCAGUCAUCAAUCGUUGCUAAUCAGGUGGAAAAUGUCGAAAUUGUUAGGCAACCAACUCCGAGACCUAGAAUACCUAAAGUAAAAUCAGGUUCUGCGCCUAAACUUAAAUAUUUAUACCUAAAAAAUGCAAGUAGAGGUAAACCACCCAGCGAGUACACCGAAGAAGAUUUACGUGUGAUGCCAUCCGAUCAAAAUGGCUCCCAAGAAAAUGUCUUCGAGUACCGCACCGGCGGUUACAAACCAACCGCGAUCGGUGAGGAGCUGGGCGAUUAUACUGUGAUCAGAAAACUGGGUUUCGGCCACUUCUCCACCGUGUGGCUGUGUUCGCACAAACUCGAGCGCGAAAAGUACGUCGCUGUGAAAGUGGUGAAGUCAGUGCACAUGUGCGCGAAUAUGGCGCGCGAGGAAAUCAAGCUGUUGAAUCAGCUCGUCAACAUCGAGCCGAAGCACGAAGGCCGGAAGUACAUCAUCGAAAUGAUGGACUACUAUCAUGUGAACAGCGUCAACGGCAAGCACAUUUGCAUUGCCUUCGAGCUGAUGGGCCCCUCGCUGCUGCAUCUCAUCACGCAGAGUCAGUAUCAGGGUAUCUACGAGGGGGCCGUUAAAAGUAUUAUCAGACAAGUUCUUAUGGGAUUGACAUAUCUGCACGACAAGUGCAAAGUGAUUCACACUGAUCUGAAGCCGGAGAAUAUCCUUAUUAAGGUAAACGAUGCCUACAUCAAGAAUAUGGUGGAUAAAGCAACGAGAUACAAUGAAUUAGGCAUACCUAUGCCACGAAGUUACAUUACUUCAGAAUGUUACGAAAGUCAGUCUUUUGAAUCACACGUGACUAAUAGCUACGUUUCGCCUGAAUACGAUGGUGAUCACGUUGUGAGAAGUUCAUCUUUUCCGAGAUUAUCGGAUUUAACAACGAUUGAGACCGAAGUGCAUCAUGGCCGCCGUGGACAUAGCAAAAAAGAACUCUAUGUGAGUCCGAAGAUAGAAGUAAAGAUCGCCGAUAUGGGAAAUGCCUGUUGGACCAACGAUAAAAUUCAAGGCACCAUUCAAACGAAACAGUAUCGAGCAUUAGAGGUGCUUCUCGACAGCGACUACGACUUACCCGCCGACAUUUGGUCAGUGGGAUGCAUCGCCUUUGAGCUCUCCACCGGAGAGUUUUUGUUUAAUCCGCGCAACACUCAAAACUAUUCCGCCUCCGAAGAUCACAUCCUGCUGAUUUACGAGCUGCUGGGUGGUAUUCCUUCGUAUAUUUCCAGUCGGGGACGAAAAUCUAGUCGGUAUUUUGAUAGUACAGGUAAUUUAAAAAUCUGCCCGCUGCAAUUACUGCACAUAUGGAAAACCGAAGACGUUCUGGUUGAGAAAUACGACUGGAAACGUGUGGAUGCAAUUCCAUUCGCCUCGAUGAUCAACGCCAUGAUUGAACCGGAUCCUGAGCUGCGCGUCACCGCCGAAAACGCGCUGCAGAUGCAAUGGCUCAAGGAGGCGUCAACUCAUUCAGUCCUAGUUUAAGGACGGCUGCGCGCAAAACAAACAAGAUAAUAACAAAAUAUACACUUGUAGUUCAUAACGUUUUACGAUACAUUUUGAGCGAAAAACCAACUAAAACAAUCAACAACUAUAAACAUGGCGUCGUUACCACAAUUAUUACUAAGAUUUUUCUUCGUAGCAUCAGAUUCUCGUUCGUCAACAUACGCAACUAAAGUGAAACAGGGGCCAAAACUAGACGAUCAUCAUCACCACCACCUAAAACAGAGAAGAAUUCAAAACAUAGGCCUAUUGGUGACUUACUGAACUGCUGCCAUUUUAUUUAAAUUCUAAACAAUUACCAGAAUCUCGGUACGCAAUGUGACAUCGCGCAAAAUUCAAAAUGGUGGAUCUACCAACUCUCUAAACAAGUCUAAAAACAAGUAGUCUUAGCAAUUGUUAAAUUACCUAUUGAUAAACCAACAAUUUUACCAAAGAAUCGACGACGUUAAAUACACAAACAAAUAACAACUUGAUGUAGUGAUAAGUGAUAAGCAAGAAAAUGUUCAUACACAUAUAUAAAUAAUAUAUUAAGGUUUGUAUUCAUA
This is a messenger RNA of Dalotia coriaria, 3202 nucleotides long. Its product is annotated as SRSF protein kinase 2-like. Gene Ontology annotation, molecular function: protein serine/threonine kinase activity; ATP binding. Gene Ontology annotation, cellular component: cytoplasm; nucleus. Gene Ontology annotation, biological process: spliceosomal complex assembly; regulation of mRNA processing; peptidyl-serine phosphorylation. The transcript is spliced from 6 exons. Lineage: Eukaryota; Metazoa; Arthropoda; Insecta; Coleoptera; Staphylinidae. Bases 819 to 2639 code for a protein of 606 amino acids. The record is from RefSeq and is a predicted model, not a curated record.